GCCCCCCUCACCUCUGAAGCUCCCUCACUCACUCCCCUGCACUUCGGUUACCUCUUGCGUCCUGCGGCUGCUGCCAUCCCUGUCAUCCAUCCCUCCUCCCCCUCUGCUGUAUAUAAGUUACCUCAGCCAAAACUCCUUUUUCACUCUCUCCACUCCACCUCUUUGCCAGCUCGCAUGUCCGUUUUCAUCCAAGCUCACAUCUUGGAUAGAACAGGGAAAUAUCCCGCAGAAUUCCAGUACAGUACCCAGAAGUAUAGGAAUUCUCAAUCCUCCGACAUUUCCUAUCAAUUUCCCGAAGGGAUUGCAUUUCGCGGAAGAUAAAACAUUUCUAAUUCCGUUUUGAGUUCCGUUUGAAACUCUCCUUCCGGACAUGGCGACAGCACCGUGGCUGAGGGUCAUUCUCACGCGCGACAAGAGCGUCGGCAAGGCUUUUAGCUCCUCUUCUUCCGCCGUCGUAAGCGCCGUCCCUUGCGGGCUCCGCCUCACGCCUCCUCUCGAAGCGUCUCCUCCUUCUGGAAAGGACGUGAUCGUCCGAGAGCGAUCGUUCGGCCACGAGAGGGAGGAGGACGAGCAGUGGCGGAUGAUGCUUGCAUCGGGGAGGGACUGAUGUUUAUAACGAGGAUUUUUCGCGGAGCGUGGGCCGUUCGAUGUCCCGUCGGCGAGAAGGAAGCAGGGGUACCUGCUUGUACUCGAUACAGGGCAUGAUGGUCAUGGGUUACCGCGAAGUGGUCCAGGGGAAACUCUGGAGUCGCAAGUAUGAAGAGAAGACAAAGAAACGCCUUACGUUUUCUCAGGGUGGAGAGGAGAUUAAAAGACUUGUGUAUAUCUUGUCUUGUACAGCAGGUUUCGUUCCUGUAUGCUAUCAGGCUCAAUAAUGGCCUGAGGGGUAAUUCGUUUUGCCAAGUUGUAGUGCAGCUUUUCAAGCCGUUAUGGGCCAUUUUCUGAAGGCUGCAGGUUUACAGCUUGCUGUGCUGCUUGGACUGUAUAGAUCUCAUGGUGUAAUACCAAUACACAAACGUGAUAUCUGCUCUAACGUUAUAAUUACUGUCUGGUGCAAUAUGAGCG
Messenger RNA from Closterium sp. NIES-67, 1065 nucleotides. The record is from the annotation of a GenBank genome assembly. Lineage: Eukaryota; Viridiplantae; Streptophyta; Zygnematophyceae; Desmidiales; Closteriaceae.